CUAUAGCAUUGCUGGAUCCCCGCACUCUCUCCCUGAACCGAAUCCUUGUCGAGUUACUAGUUGUUCACAUGAACGUGUAACCAAACAAUAUGGAUGCCAUAGGGUGCCUUCUCCGCUUCGCUGCCAAUCUCAUUAGCGUUCAACUACAUGUGCUACAACGCAACCGGAUAUUUAAAGCUUACUCUCACUGUCAGUGCUGCCUUCUCCUCCAUCAGCUGCUAUUUUCAAUUCAUCUGGCCCGUAAUGGGCACCGGCACCCAUUUGAAUGGUGGCCGGCCCACGUUGUUCACCCAAUUAUCACGGUUGCCACACACCAGCAUCUAUCAGCCCCUUGCUUCUGGCUCACUCUGUUCCGGCUCACCUCGCAGAGAUUGGCGGUCUUCCGAUCCCCUCUGGGACAAUAAUUUCACAUACGUAACAUUAACACUCUUUCUAAUCGUUUCCGCGGGCGAUCAUCCCUGGCAUGUCGUGAUACCGAUACCUUACAUAUACUUCGUCCAUGUAGUACGUCGCGUACCACUGGAAACAGUACUACAUGCCCCAACUUGCAGCCCACUGAAACCCAGCAGCUUUCAACUCGCGAUAUUGUGUCGCAUACUCUCACCCAUCAGAUUGACUGUAAUACAUAGUAGCAUUCUAUGCAUCCGCCGCUGCCAUCAUAAAGCUUCCAAUACCCAGGGUCCAGCCCUUUCGAGUCGAGCAUCUCCCAUUCCGUGACUAGGAACCAAACUCAUUUUACCCCACUUAUGCGACCGGUUUGAGAAAUGUGA
This is a messenger RNA of Cantharellus anzutake, 770 nucleotides long. RefSeq lists its product as uncharacterized. The record is from RefSeq and is a predicted model, not a curated record. The transcript has 2 exons. Bases 244 to 717 code for a protein of 157 amino acids. Lineage: Eukaryota; Fungi; Basidiomycota; Agaricomycetes; Cantharellales; Hydnaceae.